This is a messenger RNA of Leishmania major strain Friedlin, 3537 nucleotides long. RefSeq lists its product as hypothetical. Bases 1 to 3537 code for a protein of 1178 amino acids. The transcript has a single exon. The record is from RefSeq and is a predicted model, not a curated record. Lineage: Eukaryota; Euglenozoa; Kinetoplastea; Trypanosomatida; Trypanosomatidae.
AUGAUGUUUGGGCUGCACCAUCGACAUCAGCCGCUGGCACGAGAGCGUCUGCUGCCACAGCCGAAACCAGUACAGCUGCACGAGUUUGGGCAAGAGGUGGGCUCUUCGCCAGAGGCAUCACAGUCAUCAAGAACGUUUUCGCCGUCGUGCAAUGUAGCCGCUGCUCGUCACAGCGCAUGCCCGAUAGGCAGCGACCUCGUGAGCAGAGCCGCAUCAGAUGCACCCAUGCACCCACCGGCGCCGAAGACAACGCUUGCGCAGCUGACUCAUCCGGGCCACAUCUCUGGUUGUCCGCCAGCCGAGCGGCCGUGGUCGUGCACCACACCGCCAGGCAGCGACGGGGCGACGAGGGUGUUCUUGCCGUGUGCGGACAACACCAGUGCCACCACCGCGGCCACCCCUUCUGCGUCGCGAUAUCCGUCCGCGUGGCAGACGUUAAUGGCGGCCACACAGGCCACCGCGGCGUACGCGGCGAGCGUGCAGCAAGCGCAACAACUCCUCCGUGACUUUGAGGGCUAUCAGCGCAGCGUCGGUGCGUCACCGCUCAACCACGACCAGCGGCGCGCGAAACUCACACCCGGGUGUCUCGAGAGCGGCAGGGGUUCUGCUGGCACAACGAACUGUCCUCGCUUAGACGUAGAUGCGCUGGGGCAGCGUGGCACACCUUCAGCUAUCAUCUCGACCAAGGCGCGCGGGAGCGUACCCAGCGUCGGCACUGGGCAUCCUGCGCAGCCGCCCCGCGCAUCGCCAUCUUCAUCGCCGUAUCUCAGCUUCCCGCUUGAUCCCGCUGCGUACGAGCUCGCGAGGCGGCGUUCCCUGCAGGCGCUGCACGACAACGCGCAGGCACGCGCUGCGUGCAUUGAUCAGGGGCUGUGGCUCUCACGGGCAGUGCACGCGGGGUUGCUGAAGCGUCCGGGGACGGCGAUAGGCGAUGUGGUUACUAUGGAGGGCUCAUCAGGCCACCUCAAGAGUACCGCGGUGGCACAUAACGAUGGACAGGCGCUUCCGCCCGCUGCGGGGGCCGGUCAUGCGCCGCCGACCUCGAACGCCGCCGCCGGCCAGCAAAAGACGGAUCAGCCGCCUAUCGCUGCGGUGCCGGUAAUGAGUGUAGCGGAGCGGGCGGCUGCCACGGCAGAGGCGGAGCGUGCCCUGUCUCUUCUCUGCACCAUCCGUGCGGUGCGGAGGCAGACGGAAGAGCUGACCGUGCUGCUGCUGCACGCCUGUGGUGAGUGGGGCUGCUGGUCGGUGCCCACCGCCGAGGAAGGUGUUGCCUGUGAGACGACACGCACGCCGCUGCCUUCAUCACCGCUGCCAGGGCGCAUCAGACACUCGCAGCACCUUUUCGCUGACCUGUUCGUGGCAGCACCUCUGGCACCGACAGCGUUCUGCACAUCCUCAUCCGUGUCUCUCGUGGGCGUCAGCGACGGCACCGCCAAAGCAGAUCUGCUAGAUCUCAGCGCGGGGGAGGAUGCUGACCCGGCGCGACUCAGCGCGGCGAGCGUCUUCGCCAAGGAGUCGGCCUGCCGUCGGGAGAGGGCGUGCCAGGCGCUUCGGCAAGCGCUGCAGCAGCAACAGCAGCGAUGGUCGCUGUCCACGGCGGCGGCCGCCACUGCGACCCUAGCUGCUGGUGCUGCUUUCUUGGAGAUGGCUUUGGCACCGCCGCAGCGUGCGGUGCCGCCGCCACCACCGAUGUCUGUGCAGCUAGACCUCUACGCUGUGCAACCGUGUGCUCUGCAACGUUCGAUUCAGGAGUGGCGACCACGGGCUGCGCAGACGACUGCCGCCGGUGCUACGAAGGCAGGUGGCACGUCACCGCCGGAGGAGGCAGCGUCUCUGCACUGCUCCCUGCAGCAGCUGCUGCACACCCUGGGAAGGCAAGGACCCCAGCUCCAGAGCAGCUACGAUGUGCUCCACGCGGCUGCAGGGCAGCGGCACCGCACAAACACCCGCUCGUGCACUGAUGAGCAGCGAGGGGUGCCGCCUCGCGAGGCGACCACCGGAGUCAUCAAGGCUGCCGAAGCGAGAGCAGUGGUGCACAAGACGCACGGCACGUCGGCGGCCGCGUCUGAUGCACCACAGGAGGUCGAGGUGCCGCCGCUGCCAUCUUCGUCGUCCCCACUAGCAGUUGCGCCUGACACGCUGCGCCGCACACCUUCCUCCUUGCCACGGCAGCACUCUUCCACUACCCCCAGCAGCAGUUCACAGGCUUUGCCAUCCUCCGACACGCUGCUGAGCUCGCCUGUGCAGCUGGCUGUAGACCACACGCGGCUGUGGGCGGACCCGCCGACGCCAUUGCAGCGGGCCGAUUUCUCGUGCGCUGCAGCCGCCGCGCCGACGAGCACCGAAAUAUCAGAGAGGGGUGCACGAAUCCCGGUACAUCAGGCGGGUCGGUCGGUGCUGGAGGACGCGAGCUCGCAUCGCACGAAGGGCAAGCCGGAGCUGGAGGCACACGUCGAGGUGGAGGUCAUUGGUGGGAACGCGGAUGGAAGCCAUGCUGCGGCCGGUGCAUCCUCAUCCAACUCGACACAGGUGACUAAUAUGCGGCGCACAUCCUUGUCUUCGUCGACGUUUUUCCAUUCCCCCGUCGCCGUAGAUGCGCGCGGCGGCGUCGUUGGUGCACUGCGAGAGGUAUAUGAGGCAUCGUGGCAACCAUGCUCGAACGCCAGGCCCUCCACGCGCCCCGAGGCAGCACACGCCGUGGCAGUGGCAGAGGAGAAGCUAGCGUCCCAGCAUCAGGAGGAGCGCCGAAGCCGAAGAUGUGAUCGAGGAGGCAGCGCCACCGCUGUCGAGCUCGAGGACUCUGUGCGGCGCCACCUCACGCGCUGGAUCUCUCAACAGCCGAAGCAUACGGCGUCUGACGCAGCAGCAUCGCUGUCAUCGCUAGCACUCAGCCCACAUGACCUCAGCGCUGCUGCUGGGUGGCUGCGCUCGACGAGUCCGCGUUUUGCCAUCAGCCAGACGGCCGCUGCUCCACCUCCGGCGGUGGUGCGGAUCCUGAAGCAUGCGUUCCCAGAUUUUGUGGCGCCUUCAUCCUGGAACACGCUGAGGGCGGCCACGACUGCCGCUGUGGUAGUUGAAGCGGACCAGCCGGACGGAGAUGAAGAGCCACGAGCACCACAGCAGCCGCAAGGGCACCCGCCUUCGUCGACCAUCACCUCUACCACGCCCUCCCAUCCUUACUCUGCGGAGACCUCAUCCGUGCCGGAGGCGGCAAAGCUUCCAAGGCGGUCACUUCCGCAAGCAGCCCUUGAUGGCCCCGCCGUUUCCCAUUCGCCGACGUCGUCGAUGCAGUCCUCUCAGACUCCUUCUGGGGGAAACCACACUGCGGCCGUUGCGCCUCCCGGCCGGCUGCUUCUCGCACCUGUAGCAGCUGCCAAUCCUCGCCCGGCACCGCUGAGCGCGCCGCCGCCACCGCCGCCGGCGUCAUUGCCCAAGGCCAAGCCGACGAAGGAUGGCGGCUCUGCGGGGGUGACGAAGCUGCCGCAGCGGCAGCGGCACCGUAGCUUCUUCAGUCGUCUCUUCAGGUGCGGCGGAUGA